AUGUCGACUUAUCCUGUUAAAGUUAAUUACUCUAACAAGCUGAUGAACGAUCUGUGGAACGAUAUAGCACCUGGGUUUUACAACUACGGCAGAAUAUCACCUGAUGCAGAUGUCGAUACCAUCCCGGACUUGAAAAAGGCAAACGAGGAUAUGAUAGAGUAUAUCAUCUCAAACCAGGGGAUAGGACCAGACUCCAGGAUCCUGGACUUGGGAUGUGGGAAAGGGAUGUACACCGUGGGAAUUGCUAAACGCACGGGGUGUCACUUUGUAGGGACUGAUAUCAACCCGAAGUAUAUCGAGGAGUGUGAGGAUCUGGCUAAGUCCCACGGAGUCAGCCAUCAAGGAAAGUUCCUGACCAGCUCCAUCCUGGAUGCUGCUCCUGAGAUUAAGGAGCAGACCUACACUCACAUCAUUAUUCUGGGGGCUAUGCUUUACGCACAUGGGGACCUGGAAGCGUUCCUGACUGAACUCGUUGGUUACUGUGACAAGGACACCAAAAUAUUUAUUUGGGAUUUUGUCAGGAAGGUAGACUGGAAGCUCUGCAAGGAAGCAAACAGGCACCUCAAAAUGCCCCACUCGCUCCUCACAAAUGAGAAAUUCUGGAUCAUUUUAAGAAAGCAGAUCUGGAUCUGGUGGAGUUCGAGGACGCGACAAAGUUCAUUAUACCAGGGUAUAAAGUUAUGA
Bolinopsis microptera is the source of this 684-nucleotide messenger RNA. RefSeq lists its product as uncharacterized. The coding region runs from base 1 to 684 and encodes 227 amino acids. NCBI's taxonomy places the organism in Eukaryota, Metazoa, Ctenophora, Tentaculata, Lobata, Bolinopsidae. The record is from RefSeq and is a predicted model, not a curated record. The transcript has a single exon.